UGGACAGAACUGCCCGCAUUCUUGGUUCAAUAUUAUAGAUUGCCCAUCCAUAUUCUUUCUCAAACGCCUCCACGCUACCCGCUGCUCACCCAAACCAGUUUGUUUCUCAACUCUCACCAUUUUAAGGCACCUACUCCACAGUGUCCACACAGUGGGUACGCAUUAAAAAGCUUGUUCCUUCUUCUUCUUCUUCCUCCUUCGUUCUCGGUAUUAUUGAUUAUAAAUUAAAUAGCUUGUUCCUUUUGAUUGGUCUCUUGGCACGUUUGUGCAACUCGAAGCUGCUGAUACAGAAAGGAACCCACCUCAGAUAGGCUCAGAAAUUAAGGGAAAGUGAACAAUGAACAAGGAUAAGAUUUUCAAGCUAGCCAAGGGCUUCAGAGGAAGGGCCAAGAAUUGCAUAAGGAUUGCCAGAGAGAGGGUGGAGAAGGCCUUGCAGUAUUCCUACAGGGAUCGCCGCACCAAGAAGCGAGACAUGCGCUCCCUAUGGAUCCAACGCAUCAAUGCUGGCACCCGCAUCCAUGGUGUUAAUUAUGGGAAUUUCAUGCAUGGGUUGAUGAAGGAGAACAUUCAGCUGAACAGGAAAGUUUUGUCAGAGCUGUCCAUGCACGAACCAUACAGUUUCAAGGCCCUGGUAGACAUCUCUCGCACUGCCUUCCCUGGGAACAAGAACGUGGUGCAUGCUCCCAAAAAGGAAGGCCUUUCAAUGCUUGUGUAACUGACCAUUUAGUUAAAUCCAUCUUUGCUUUAUAUUUUAGAGCUUGUAUGGAACUGAACUUUCUGAGUCUCUCUUUUUGUCUUUUGGUCCUUUAGAUUUUGGUUAAGAUUAUUGCUUGAUGAUGCAAAUUUUAGUGACCUUGCUAGCC
Molecule: messenger RNA, 863 nt
Organism: Prunus persica (peach)
Lineage: Eukaryota; Viridiplantae; Streptophyta; Magnoliopsida; Rosales; Rosaceae
Product: 50S ribosomal protein L20
Exons: 3
Coding region: 338-715 (125 amino acids)
Biological process (GO): translation; ribosomal large subunit assembly
Cellular component (GO): ribosome
Molecular function (GO): rRNA binding; structural constituent of ribosome
Source: RefSeq, a predicted model, not a curated record